AUGGCUGACAACAGAAUGGAAUGUGAGGAAGGAUUUAAAGUCGUUGCUUCAGGGAGGAAGCGAAUCGGCCGUAUUCCAGAUGGUACUUCUAAAAAAGCCUGUGUUGCCAAGCAACCAAAUACUGUUCCUCCUACUCCAAGGUCUGAUCUUACUUUUGUCUUUGAUGAGCCACCUCGGGUCAAAUCAACCACUGUUAUCUUCAAAGCCGAUGUAGAUGAAUAUGAUGAUGGUUCACCGACCCUCUGUCAACUUAUGACACAGCGUGCUUUGGCUAGAGCCUUGGCUAAGAUCACUACAGAAAUAGUCAGUGUUAAGCGGAUGGCCAGGGGAGAUGUUAGUGUCACUGCAAAAACCGUUGAGGCUGCCAAAACACUUUUGCAAGUCACAGAACUUGAUGAACAUUUUGUCACCCCUCAUGAGCCUGAAUCCUUAAUGAGAACACGUGGAGUCAUCUAUGGUAUUGAUCUGGAUAUUGAGAUGAAUGAAACUGAGGACGAGUUGAAACCUGUGUUACCUCUAAUGUGCUCUGCUGUGCGUCUGACUCGUGGGCCUGAUAAAGUUCCCACCAAAUCUGUUCUUCUUACAUUUACUGGCCAGUCUUUACCGGAUCAUGUUGUCAUUUUCUUCCAGAGAUUUCCAAUCCGGAUAUAUGUUCCUCCUGCUCUUCGAUGCUUCAAGUGUCAGUCCUUUGGGCAUGUCUCUGCUAAGUGUAGAAGCACUCAUCAUGUGUGCGCUAAAUGUGGAGGGAAGCACAAAUACGAGGAGUGCAAUGAAAGUUCCCUUAAAUGUAAGAACUGUGGUGGUGCACACUCUGCGGCAUAUAAAGGUUGUAUUAAAUACCAGGAAGCUGUCCAGAUUCAGAAAGUCCGAGUGGAGGGUAAGUUGUCUUAUUCUCAGGCUGUUCGACAGGUGCGUGGAGAUUUUGAUGUCGCUCAGGUUCCAGCAGUCCCUAAGCCACCUCCUGCAGCUAAACCACUGUCUCAGGUUGUUACAAUUUCUGAUGUUGUGUCUUCUCCUGUCAUGGUGACUGCUAGUACUCAGACUGAGACUCUUGAAGUUGAAUGUCAGACUGAUCCUGUUGUUGACAUCAUGCCUGAAUCAUCUUGCAAACCUCUAUUUAACAAUGUCUCUCCUGUUGACUUUCUCAACUUUGUUAUUUGUAUAGUUGCUAAUCUUGGCACUACUCGUGCAUUCAAGUCUGAUGGUCUUCAGACGAUAGCGUCAGCUGCCCAGUCCCUCUUGGGGUUAAGAUUGUCCCCUGAUGAUCUGACGAGCAUGGUUAAGAGCCACAAUGGAAGUCUUAAUCCAUCCUUCUUAUGGAUCUCUUGA
Messenger RNA from Haliotis rufescens (red abalone), 1329 nucleotides. RefSeq lists its product as uncharacterized. Gene Ontology annotation, molecular function: nucleic acid binding; zinc ion binding. The coding region runs from base 1 to 1329 and encodes 442 amino acids. The record is from RefSeq and is a predicted model, not a curated record. The transcript has a single exon. Lineage: Eukaryota; Metazoa; Mollusca; Gastropoda; Lepetellida; Haliotidae.